Anopheles nili is the source of this 1393-nucleotide messenger RNA. It is a transcript of the gene Surf1, whose product is annotated as SURF1-like protein. Gene Ontology annotation, biological process: mitochondrial respiratory chain complex IV assembly. Lineage: Eukaryota; Metazoa; Arthropoda; Insecta; Diptera; Culicidae. Gene Ontology annotation, cellular component: mitochondrion; membrane. The transcript has 3 exons. The record is from RefSeq and is a predicted model, not a curated record. The coding region runs from base 282 to 1265 and encodes 327 amino acids.
UCUUAUAGUGAUAUACUUGGUGCCCACGGAAAUAAGAAGACAUUGCUUACAAAACAACUCAUAUUUUUAUUUUCAAUCACGAUACAAUUACAGAAAGCGUGUGUGUUCCGUGGUCAGUUCUCAUGUAACGUAAAACUUGACCAGACUCACUCCAGAUUUGUAGGUUAUCUUGACAAGAUCCGGAACGUCUAGCACGCGUAGUGCUAUCCACGGAUAUUGACAUCCCGGAACCGCUCUGUUGUGCAAUAGCUGUUACAAAGUGAACGAUAGCCACAGGCGACAUGUUAAGAACAGUAUGUUUAACGCUUAGAAAGCCCGCAACAAAGUUACUUGUUGAUGGAGGAAGCAAUAAAAGCAAGCUAGUAACAGAGGGGCUACCCAUCGUUCGGCCCAUACACACUCGUACAAAGCCACGCAUUACGCCACCGCCAAAAAUCAAAUCAUCCCAAUCCGACCACACCGCCAGUAUCAGCCCGUUCGGAUGGGGCCUGUUGGUAGGUUCGUUUGCGUUCGGCAACUGCUACAGGAUGUCCCGGCUCUCGGCAUUAAUGGUGACGUUUCACUUCCAGAUUAUCCCGGCGACUACCUUCGGGCUCGGUUGCUGGCAGGUGUACCGAAAGCAGUGGAAGGAGCAGUUAAUAAGCGAUCUUGAACGAAAGAUACACCUGGCUCCGGUUCCCAUACCCGACGACUUGUCCGAGUUGAAUGGAAUGGAGUAUGAAACCGUCACGGUCCGUGGGCAGUUCCUGCACGAUCAGGAGAUCCAUCUGGGUCCUCGGGCUUGCAUACAGCACGGCGAUAGCCACACGACCGGAGGACUCUUCUCGCAGAAGGAAGCUUCAAUCGGUUUCCUCGUGAUAACCCCGUUUAAGCUGGAAGGACGCGACGAUAAAAUUCUGGUGAACCGUGGCUGGGUGCCAAAACGCUUCCUCGAGCCAGAAUCACGUCCGCACGGACAGGUGACUGGAACGGUCGAGCUUAACGGUGUCGUUCGGUUGCCGGAAAAUCGACCCCAGUUUACGCCCAAGCAGCGGGGUGCCAUCUUCAUGUACCGGGAUGUGGAGAAAAUGGCCGACGCGAGGGGUACCAGUCCGUACUUCAUCGAUGCGACUGCUUCGUCCACGGUGCCACACGGUCCGGUCGGUGGGCAAACUCGAGUCACGCUGCGUAACGAACACAUGUCGUACAUCGUGACGUGGUUCAGCUUGUCCGGUUUUACCACCUGGCUGUGGUUCCGUCAGAUCGUGCGGGGCAAAUCGUUCUGAGUAACAACACGCCGUCGUUAACUGUUGAUCUGUAAAUGGAAAUAUACGUUCGUUUUUAGUGUUACAAUAAAAUUGUCUACCUUAACACUUCGAAGCGUGAUGACCACGAUACCGGCUUCAGAUUGCAG